AUGUUGAGAAAUUUACAAACUGAAUCAUUGUCUCAACAGCCUCAACAAACCGCACAAUUUCAACAUGCUUCUUUAUUAAAUAAUACCACCACUAACAAUACCAGUAAUGGUUUUAAUACACAACAGAAUCCUGAGAUUUUACAACAGCCUGCUGGUAUUUUUACACAGAACCGACUUGUUCCUGAAGGAAGUGCCUACAGUCGCCAAACAUACGAACCCACUCAUAAAUGUACUACUUGUGGACAUAUUCAUGAUUGUCAAAAUUGUAAGAAUAGGUCACUUCUACAACAAGCAAUAGAGCCACAUCAAGUUAAAUACUUUGAACCAAUCAUCCAAAACACUGCAAAGGCAUUGUCUAGAAGAAUUCGAAGAACAGAACAUGAUCCAUAUUUUCGAAGGAAUUCAACAAAACGGAUAGGUAUCUCUCAAGAUGAGAUAUUAGAACGUAGUCGAAGAAAUCCUAAUCUUAGCAUUUCACAAAUUGUAGAAGAAAUUAAUAAAGAAAAUGAGGCUGCACAUGAAAAAGAUUGGUUUCAAAGUUUAUCACCAGUAGGAACCUAUAAUACAUCUUCACAGUUUCCUGCACAUUUUACCUCUGCUGAUACUACUUCUUUGCAAAACCAAGGUGUAAUCCAACAAACACAAACUACAGAUUCUACGAUGCAAAAUACAUCAUUUUUUGGACAACAAUCAAGAACAUUCCAGAAUCCUAUAAUUUCAAGAGAACCGGUUUCUUUUGGUAGAAGUUUAGUUAAUAAUACUCAAAUUUCGCAAAAUGUCCCAAUGCUUAACCUUGACGGUACUAAUUUAAGACCUAGCUUGUCAAAUCUUGGAUUAAAUUUUAGAAAAAUAAAAGUUAAACAUGUAUUUCCAAAAAAGUCAGCAAGCAUUGUUAGACCUCUCCCAAAUCCAGUACCCCCAAAUAUAAGAACAACUAGUGGUGCUUAUGAAGAGAUGAAAAAAUUCUUUAAUAAAGUUUGGGGUUGGAAUGCUUAG
Entrophospora candida is the source of this 996-nucleotide messenger RNA. NCBI's taxonomy places the organism in Eukaryota, Fungi, Glomeromycota, Glomeromycetes, Entrophosporales, Entrophosporaceae. The record is from the annotation of a GenBank genome assembly.